Messenger RNA from Sinocyclocheilus anshuiensis, 2552 nucleotides. RefSeq names its product DEAD (Asp-Glu-Ala-Asp) box helicase 1 (gene ddx1). Gene Ontology annotation, molecular function: ATP binding; protein binding; RNA helicase activity. Lineage: Eukaryota; Metazoa; Chordata; Actinopteri; Cypriniformes; Cyprinidae. The record is from RefSeq and is a predicted model, not a curated record. The transcript has 26 exons. Bases 75 to 2294 code for a protein of 739 amino acids.
UUAUGUAGCACUCUGCCAAAACAGAAACCAGCACACGUUACAUCCGGUGGAGACACUCGCAGGAGUUUGACACCAUGGCAGCGUUUGGCGAAAUGGGAGUGAUGCCUGAAAUUGCACAGGCGGUGGAAGAAAUGGACUGGCUGUUGCCAACAGACAUUCAGGCCGAAUCUAUCCCACUGAUUCUGGGCGGAGGAGACGUGCUCAUGGCUGCUGAGACUGGGAGCGGAAAAACUGGAGCCUUCAGUAUUCCAGUUAUCCAGAUAGUCUAUGAGACCCUUAAAGACCAGCAGGAGGGGAAGAAGGGACGCAGUGCUGUUAAGACAGGAGGAGCAGUUUUCAAUAAAUGGCAGAUGAACCCCUAUGACAGAAGUCCUGCAUUUGCUAUUGGUGCAGAUGGCCUGUGCUGUCAGAGCAGAGAAUUCAAAGAGUGGCAUGGCUGUCGUUCCACCAAAGCUGUCACAAAAGGGAAGUAUUAUUAUGAAGUAACCUGUCACGAUCAAGGGCUGUGCAGGGUGGGCUGGUCUACUGCCCAGGCAUCACUGGACUUGGGAACAGACAAAUAUGGAUUUGGCUUCGGAGGAACUGGAAAGAAAUCUCACAAUAAGCAGUUUGAUAGUUAUGGAGAGGAGUUCACUAUGCACGACACCAUCGGAUGCUACGUAGAUCCGGAUAAAGGCCAAAUGUCAUUCUCCAAAAAUGGUAAUGAUCUGGGUCUGGCUUUUGAGAUCCCUUCACAGCUGAAAAACCAGGCCUUCUUUGCUUCCUGUGUGCUGAAGAAUGCUGAACUGAAAUUCAACUUUGGUGAUGAACCUUUCAAAAACCAACCUAAAGAUGGAUAUGUGGCCCUGAACCAGGCUUCAGACUGUCAUGUGGUCAAAUCCAGCCAGACAGGCAGUGCUAAAGUGAGUCAGGUCAAAUCCAGUUCUAACGCCCCCAGAUCUCUCAUCAUUGAGCCGUCUAAAGAGCUAGCUGAACAAACCCUCAAUAAUGUCAACCAGUUCAAGAAAUAUGUUGAUAACCCCAAACUGAGGGAUCUUCUGAUCAUCGGAGGAGUGGCUGCUAAAGAGCAGCUCUCCAUUUUAGAAAGUGGAGUUGAUAUUGUGGUUGGGACCCCAGGCAGACUGGAUGAUCUCAUAUCCACAGGAAAGCUGGAUCUUUCCCAAGUCCGCUUCCUGGUGCUGGAUGAGUGUGAUGGACUCCUCACAGCUGGCUACACUGACUUCAUCAUGAGGAUCUACAACCAGAUCCCACAGGUUACUUCAGACGGCAAAAGACUGCAGGUGAUAGUUUGCUCCGCUACACUGCACUCAUUCGAUGUGAAGAAGCUCUCAGAGAAGAUCAUGCAUUUCCCCACAUGGGUGGAUCUGAAGGGAGAAGAUUCUGUACCAGAAACGGUCCAUCACGUGGUGGUGCCAGUCAACCCAAAAAAAGACCGAAUUUGGGAGAAACUGUUGAAAAACCACAUUAGGACUGAUGAAGUUCAUGCCAAGGAUGACACACGACCUGGAGCCAACACUUCAGAGAUGUGGUCAGAGGCCAUUAAGAUUCUGAAGGGAGAGUAUGCGAUCAGAGCCAUUAAGGAGCAUAAGAUGGAUCAGGCCAUCAUCUUUUGCAGGACAAAGAUCGACUGUGACAAUCUGGAGCAGUACUUCAUCAAACAGGGAGGAGGUCCAGACAAGAAAGGACACCCGUUUUCUUGUGUCUGUCUUCAUGGUGACAGGAAACCAAAUGAGCGCAAAUAUAACUUGGAGCAAUCUAAACAGGAAGUGAAGUUUCUGAUUUGCACAGAUGUGGCUGCUAGAGGAAUUGAUAUUCGUGGCGUUCCUUAUGUGAUAAAUGUAACUCUACCAGAUGAGAAGCAGAACUAUGUUCAUCGCAUUGGAAGAGUUGGCAGAGCGGACAGGAUGGGUUUGGCUAUAUCUCUGGUUGCUAUGGAGAAAGAGAAGGUGUGGUACCAUGUCUGUGCCAGCAGAGGAAAAAGCUGCUAUAACACCAGACUCAAAGAGAAUGGAGGAUGUACUAUUUGGUACAACGAGAAAGAGUUGUUGGCAGAAAUCGAGGAACAUCUGAAAUGCACCAUUACUCAGUGUGAACCUGACAUCAAAGUACCUGUGGAUGAAUUUGAUGGCAAAGUGACUUACGGGCAGCGCAGGACUGCGGGGGGUGGUCUCUAUAAGGGCCAUGUGGAUAUACUGGCCCCGACCGUACAGGAACUAGCCAACCUGGAGAGAGAAGCACAAACGUCCUUCCUUCAUCUCAGCUAUCUACCCAACCAGCUCUUUAAAGCCUUCUAGAGCUCACUUGCAUACACCACACUGAAAUAACCACAAAGGAAGACGCAACAGUCACUAACUUUGCAUAAUAUAAAUAUUUAAUUUCUGGUUCAUGAGGUUUGACAUGCAAAGGAAAUUAGCUUGUUCUGUUAUUGAUUUGUGGUGGUUUCCUUCAUAUUUUGAAUUGAAGAAAUUUAAAAAAAAAAUGGUUUUGUUUUUCUAAAGCACUUAAGUUGUAAUCAUGCAAAUUAACCGGAAAUAAAUUCAAACAGCAUAAUG